This is a messenger RNA of Caenorhabditis auriculariae, 1633 nucleotides long. Lineage: Eukaryota; Metazoa; Nematoda; Chromadorea; Rhabditida; Rhabditidae. The record is from the annotation of a GenBank genome assembly.
AUGCCUGGAAAGGAAAAUUUGUUCUGGGACGCGCUGAUGGAGUACAAGCUCGAGAAGAAGUUCUUCAAGAAGAAACGAGCAAAGUUGCCGAAUGCGAAGGAACUCGCCGUCAAGUACGAAACUUCUGCGGCCGAUGUGGAGAAGGUGAGCUGGAAUAGAAGAGUUUAAAGGGUCUGAUCAGAACUUUCUGGACGCCGUUUUCCACGAUCCAAGAGCAGCUAACUAAACUUUAAAAAAUGACUUGAUUUUCUGUAACGUUAUUUUUUCUUGGAGAUAUCGCUAGAAAACCUUUUUUCCUUUUGCACUGAAAUUUAACCUGAACCGGUGCAGAAUCAAAGUUCAUUAGCACCAAAUGUGCAGAUUACUCUAGAAAUUUUAAAGUUUUUUUCUGCAUUUUACACUUCACGAUCAUUUCGGGAAAUUCCCAGCUUUCAAACAAAAAAGUCUUCUAAAUAUCGGCUUAAAAAUAUCUUCCUAAACCCAUAAUUUCUACCAGGUCUUCGCGAUAUUCCAAAUGAUGGACGACGACGGCUCCGGCACGAUCUCGUCCGCCGAAGUGAGUAUGGCUCAAUUUUUGAUGAGACUUAUUCUAAGCGUCGCAUUCCAGAUCGCCAACAUGCUCUGUGGCCUCGGCAUCGACGUCUCCCCGAAGGUCGUUCAGGCCGUCAUGAGGAAUUCGGAUAAGAGUGGCGACGGGGAGAUCGACUUCGAGGAGUUUCUAGCCGUUGUCGCCGCCAAGAGCAAGGUAGGAUUUAUUAUUUUUGAGAUCAUUGGCUUAUUUCCAAAAUCUUCUUCUUGGAAUCAGCUUGAAAGACUUUGAAACAUAGUUUUAAACGGAGAAUCUCCAAACUUCUGAAUGAAAAAGAAAAACGAAUAAAAAUGAAAAAAAGUAACUUUUUUUUUGCUUGUUUAUAAUUUUUGACGGUCUUCUGCUGCCUCUUCAAACCUUUUGAUGUUUUAGAAGUUUUCUUAAACCUCUUCGAGAAAGUUUAUGAAGAAAGAGGAUUUUCUGAAAAUCGAAAAAGCAACAACUAGACUAUUCUUCUGAGGCGAUUCCAGAAGAGAUGGCUGGAUUUUUGAAAAAUGAGUUAUUUUUGGUGUGUUGACUUAGGAAAUUCAGGCUUAAAACGUGAUAUUUCCAUUCAUAAUUUCACUUUUAGUUAAAAAAAAACUUUCAAAAAACAAGAAAAAAAGUGAUUCUUCGAUAGUUAUCGAAAAGCUUCGAAACUUUGAGAUACGAGGCUUAAAAAUGUCUAUUUUGAAACACGGUUUCUAUAAGUCAAACUUUUUCAAUAAACUAUUUGAAAACUUGAAAAUACAUCAACGUUUAUUCAGUAUGAACUUUCAAAAUUACCAAGCAAUUAAUCGGAAAUUGACUUCAGCCGAAGCAAGAAACGGAGGUGGAAGUGACGGCGGGAAGGAGUUUGCCGACGGAGGAGAGGUUUCCCCCGGUAAUCCCUCGGAACGAACCGCCGCCGAGGGUCGAGUCGGCCGACGUCCAUUGCAAGCAGCCCUGGUGCAACGACGUCGCCAAGGUCGGUCCUGGGAAGCUGAUUUGCGACGUCAGGAAGUGAUGUUUCAGGCCGGCGAGAAGACGUCCGACGACUUCAUCACACUCUGUCAGACCGUUUGA